ACACAUUCACAGUCAAUCUACAAAUCACUAAAAAAAUGAGUGAGCUUUCCUACUCUCUCCCCUCUUGGGAUCUCCAUAACGUUGGAUCACUCUUCAACCAGAACUUCAAUCUAGAUGCAUGGGGGAUCAUUGAUGAAUCGCCGGAGAAUAUAUUCUGUUCGCCGGAGAUGGAAAUCGGGGACGGUUCCACCGGAUACCUUGAAGACGCACUCAUCGAAUUCAGUGGGAGAAGCAAACGGAGACGUCUCUCCUUCAACGGCGCCGAGGACAAACCAAAUUAUGAUAUAGACCAUUCUCAGAAUCAUUGGGGCCUGUCUGAGAAUUAUAGUUGCACGAGUAGUCAGUUUGCAGAUGAAUCUCCAAAUUCUUCCAUCGAUAUAUGUUCCGAAGAAAAAUCUUCAAAUUUUGCAAAAAACUCCUUCGAACCGUCCUCGUCCAUGUCAAAGAAGAAUGACUAUGACGAGAAGAAGAGGAUAGUGUAUCCAUUUGGAGUGGUGAAACCAGGUGGUCGAGAAGAAGAUAUAACCCUAAAUGACAUUAAUAAGAGGAUUCUAAUGCCACCGGCUCGGCCGGUUCGACAUCCGGUUGGAGACUUUGCCUGCCGUCCGUGUGUCUCUGCAGAUGGACCGGGUCUAUCAGGCAAAGCCGUUGUUGCUUUCACGAAAAUACAAACAUUAGGGAGGGGCACAAUUACUAUUAUAAGAACUAAGGGAUGAUAUAAGUAAUAUUGGGCUUCAGACAACAACGUCACCAUCUCAAACCGCAAGGUGUCUUCGUCCGAAGAUCAGGGUUUGGUGGUGUAUUUGAAGAGUUCGGUUACGUCUUUCGUGGUUCCCACGAAACUUUUUCCAAUUUGGGAUCAUGUGUUGCUUCCAAGGUUUGUAAGGAUGUUGCUGUUUUGGAUUCUUCUCUGCUCGAUCCUUUCAUGUUAGGGUUUUACUGCGGCAAUUAUUUUCCGGUAGAUCCAAUGUCGGUCACAGAUAAAUUGGGGGCUUUGUG
This is a messenger RNA of Arabidopsis arenosa, 999 nucleotides long. The record is from the annotation of a GenBank genome assembly. Lineage: Eukaryota; Viridiplantae; Streptophyta; Magnoliopsida; Brassicales; Brassicaceae.